Pieris brassicae (large cabbage white) is the source of this 3952-nucleotide messenger RNA. Its product is annotated as collagen alpha-1(XVIII) chain-like. The record is from RefSeq and is a predicted model, not a curated record. NCBI's taxonomy places the organism in Eukaryota, Metazoa, Arthropoda, Insecta, Lepidoptera, Pieridae. The coding region runs from base 122 to 3697 and encodes 1191 amino acids. The transcript has 30 exons.
GUUAGUACGCUAUACAUUAUGUCAUGCGCUUUGACGAAAGCGUUAUCUACCACGUGAUUUUGACAAGACUUUGCCGGUUGAUAUGUUUGUGAUUGUGUUGUGGAUGCAGAUUUGACGGAAUAUGAUCGCGAUGGAAAAUAUAAGGUUGUUCAUGUCUACGAAGCAUUUUUCAAGAUUGCUGUGUCUGUCGCUACUCCUACAUUCAACGCACAGCUUCGGCAACGAGGGACUUUUUAGUUCAAAAUAUCCAAACGAUAUCCCCGAAUACGACUUGCUGCACGCUAUCGGAGUUCCAUUUAGCAAUCCGAAGACCCAGUACUUCGAUGAAGGCCUCGACGGUUUUCCGGCUUACGGGCUCAAGCCGGGAUCUGAUAUUAAAUCUCCGUAUCGACUCUUUAUGCCCGAGAAACUUUACGCUGAAUUCUCUAUAACAGCCACUGUACGACCGGCAAAUAAGGAUGGCGGAUUCCUCUUUUCUGUCGUUAACCCUUUGGAAACUGUUGUCCAGUUAGGUGUACAGCUUAUACCGUCUGGUCCCGGGUUGACGAAUAUUUCUUUGUUAUAUACAGAUGCGAAUAUUUACGCCUUAUCUCAAACAAUCGCUUCGUUUGUGGUACCUUCGUUUUCUAAGAAGUGGACACGGUUCGCAUUGAGAGUAACAAAUGAUAAUGUUACGUUAUUUCUUAAUUGCUUAGAGUUUGAUACGGUUGUUGUAAAGAGGAAUCCGCAGGAAUUAGUCUUUGAUUCUGCUUCGACUUUGUAUGUCGGUCAGGCGGGUCCACUCAUCUCUGGAGCUUUCCAUGGUGCGUUUCAAGAGUUGAAGCUUUUUGGAUCGCCUUCACAAGCCGAAGUACAGUGUGUGAACACAUUUGAGGAUAUAGGCAAAGGCGGCGAAGGAGACGAGAUUUAUAUUGACAAUUCAUUGGUGGACCAAGAAGACGGGGAUGUUGAGGGGUCUGGGAGGUAUGGGACAAUUCCGCCAUUUCCGCCUCCACCACCCGGACUUAACGGUUAUGCCCCAAUCUUAAGAGGUGAAAAGGGAGAGAGAGGACCAAGGGGUUUACCCGGAGAAUCGAUACGAGGACCACCGGGACCACCAGGACCUCCUGGGCUUCCUGGUAUUCCUGGAACAGCCAUGGUUGAAUCGUCUGGAGAUGACGCGAUGAAUAUAAAGCAAAUUUUUGGUGAGAACUACGCGUCAAUUGGACAAUGUGGCUGCAACAGCAGCACACUAAUGGCACUCCUCGAGUUGGCACCGGAACUCCGAGGUCCUCCAGGUCCUCCGGGGGUCACUGGCGCCGAAGGACGAAUUGGACCACCUGGCAUACCUGGUCAAAUGGGGCCAACCGGUGAACGCGGCCCGAUAGGUCCUCGGGGCGAAAAGGGUGAUCGAGGGGAUGAAGGUCCCCGUGGUCCAGAAGGCAUAACGGGACCAAAGGGAGAGCCUGGCGUUGAUGGAAGACCUGGUACUGCAGGACCACCUGGACCACCUGGAUCGCCCGGUUCAUCUGACUACGGAAACUUUGAGGAAUCACUUUUGGGGGCUUACGGCGGAGGUGGAGUUGGCAGACCCGGGGCUCCUGGUCCUAAGGGGGAUGCUGGCCAAUCAGGGCCCGCUGGACUUCAAGGAGAACGGGGAUUUGCCGGAGCUAAGGGUGAACGUGGCCUUCCAGGCCAAAGUGGAUUUAAAGGCGAUCGUGGUUAUCCUGGCCCUAAAGGUGACAGAGGAGUAAAAGGUGACCGUGGUGGUCCUGGCUUGGAUGGCCGUCCAGGACUACCGGGGGCAAACGGACGCUUUGGUGAAAAGGGAGAAAAAGGUGAACGUGGCUCACCCGGACCGCCGGGACCUCCAUCGACUCCUGUCGCAGGUUUCACGACAGAGGAUUCAGAAUUCCUUUCGACUGGUCGAGUUGUUGCCGGAUUACAAGGAGAGAAAGGCGAAAAGGGUGAAAAGGGUGACCCUGGAAAAGAUGGCAUACCAGGUUUUCCAGGAAAAGAUGGAAAGUCAGGAGAACGUGGAGAUAUUGGCCCUUCAGGAAUGCCCGGUAUGUCUGGACCCCCGGGCGCUUCAGGUUUAAAAGGAGAAAGGGGAGAGAGAGGCCCACCGGGACCGGUAUCAAUAACAUCAGGCGGUUCCGACAUUAUUACAGUCAAGGGCGAAAAGGGAGAUCUAGGACCCAGAGGUAGGAGAGGCCGAUCUGGACCACAAGGACCCCGAGGACUUCAGGGUCCACCGGGUGUGCCUGGACCUCCGGGAAAAGCCGGAGAUAAAGGUGAAAUCGGACUUCCCGGUUGGAUGAAUAAUAAGGGACGACCGGGUACAUUUGGUCCUCCUGGGAAUACCGGGCCUAAAGGUGAAAAGGGAGACCCAGGCGUGAAUAUUUUGGAUGUCUCAAUGUUCAAGGGUGAAAAGGGAGAUCGUGGUGACAAUGGAUAUCCAGGCCCCAAAGGUAUUCAGGGUCCACCGGGUCCACCAGGCAUUGCUCCAAAGUCGGAUGUUGUCCAGUAUGUGCCAGGUCCGCCAGGGCCCCCUGGACCUCCCGGAUCUCCGGGUCUAGCUAUCGUGGGUCCUAAAGGAGAGCCCGGACUCAGCUAUAUAGAAGAAGGCCCUAUUCAUGGCAGUACAAAGUUCUUCGGCAGACCAGUUCAAAAAAGUGCUUUUGACGAAUUAAAAGCUCUUACAGAAUUAAAAGAACUAAAAGAAAAGACUAAAGAGCGUCUUGGUCGAGAUAAUUUCGAGUCAAGAAGUCACCAUGCAGACGAAUCAAGCAAAACGGUACCAGGUGCGUCGGUAUUUCGGACCACCGAAGAGAUGAUGCGGCUUGCUUCUUCGAGUCCCGUUGGUGCAUUAGCCUAUGUCAUGGAGGAACAAGUCCUGUUCCUCAAAGUGAAUACAGGAUGGCAAUAUGUUUUGCUCGGGUCAGUAGUGUCCCAAGCAGCACCGUUGACAACGACGCACUCACCUGUCACACCCCCAAUGCCUGCAGCCAGUCUUGUUCACAGGGGACCAAUAUCCAAUUUAGUUGAUUCGCCUGUACUCGCUCCUGUCGGGCCAAGCCUCCGUUUAGCCGCUCUAAAUGAACCUCUAUCAGGUAACAUGCAUGGAGUACGGCGCGCUGAUUACGCGUGUUAUCGCCAAGCCAGGCGCUCCGGUUUAAAGGGAACUUUCAGAGCUUUUCUUACGAGCAGGAUACAAAAUCUGGACUCCACAGUACGUUACGCGGACAGACAUUUACCAGUGGUCAAUAUAAUGGGAGAGGUCCUAUUCAAAUCAUUUUCUGAUAUUUUUGAUGGAAAUGGAGGUUUUAUUGCGGGUACUCCACGAAUAUACAGCUUUAGCGGGAAAAAUAUUAUGAUGGAUUCUAAUUGGCCACAAAAACUAAUAUGGCACGGCUCACACGCAAGUGGGGAACGCGCGUUGGACACGUUCUGUGAGGAAUGGCAGAAUGGAGAGCCCACAUCCAGGGGCAUGGCUGCGUCAUUAUAUUCACACAAACUGCUCUCUCAAGAAAGGUAUUCGUGCAAUAAUCACUUCGCAGUAUUAUGUAUAGAAGCCACAGCUCACUUAAAUUCCAGAAGAAAAAGAAGUAUAUUCAGGUACAAUUCAACGCAUGACGACGAGGACUAUUUGUACAACGCUGAGGAAUAUCAAGAGCUGCUUAAUGAUAUAUUUGCUCAACCAUUUAGAGAAGAUUAAUUACAAUUAAUGUAUAUCAAUAUAUUAUUAUUUGUAUAAAGAUCUCAAUUUAACUAAUGAGAAAACGAUUCACGUACGGCCAAUGAGGCAUUAUAUUAUAACAGUUGUAUCAGUAAUAAUGAAUAUUAAGUAUGAAAAUGCUAGUCUAUAAGCCUUGUUUGCCCCAAUGAAGAUAUACCUUUCUGAAAAUAGUCUAGGUUUUGAAAUCUGUAAGACGUAUAAAUGCAUGCGCAUGCUUUUUAGUGUUACGGUAAC